AUGCCCCUCGAUGUUGUUUCCGACGAUGAUGUCGAUCUGUUUGAGGAGGUCCCACCUGAGGCUGACCAUGAGGGUGAGGCCCCUAUUGCUGCUGAUGUCAUCUUACCCAUUGCUGAUGCUCCUGCAGAGGAGGCACCCUUUGUUGCUGAUCAUCCUGUUGUUGCUCCACCGUUAGUGGAUGAUCAUGUUGCUGACGCUCCUGUUGACGCUCCACUCUUGAUGGAGGAUCCUGUUGUUGCACCACUUCCUGAUCCCCUACCGGUGCUGUUCGAUCGCGCACCUUUUGCGACCCAUAUAGAUCCACGUUACGCCGACACCCAUAACGGGUGGAUAGAUGAUGAUGAUGAUGAUUACCCACCAUUCGUGUUCCCUGUUACGCCCCCUGUAGCCCCCGUUUCAGCACCCAUUUCAGCUCCCACUGAUGUUCCCUUGCUUCCCCCACACAUCUCAGACGCACACCGCACUGAUCUUCCUGUUACAUUUCUUCAGGACAUACUGCCACCACGUCCUGGAGAGGGGUCAUCUAGGCAGCCGCCUAUUCCUGUACCACCCAUGUUGUCAUCACCUUUUCCAUUUGUACCACAGUUUCCCACUGUUGCACCAUCUACUGCACCAUUCUUCACUCCAUCUAGCGAGCCAUUCCUAUGGACUACACCCCCUAUCAUGCCCCUGUCCGAUCCAUAUCACCCAUACCAUGUUGGGUAUCCUACGGAGGACAUCCUUACUUCUUUGAUGAUAGACCAGGAGGCACUGACCCGUCGCAUACAGGAGCUGGAGAGAGCUCAGCGACCACCUUGCCGUUAUUAG
Molecule: messenger RNA, 807 nt
Organism: Helianthus annuus (common sunflower)
Lineage: Eukaryota; Viridiplantae; Streptophyta; Magnoliopsida; Asterales; Asteraceae
Product: WAS/WASL-interacting protein family member 3-like
Exons: 2
Coding region: 1-807 (268 amino acids)
Source: RefSeq, a predicted model, not a curated record